Molecule: messenger RNA, 2379 nt
Organism: Pelagomonas calceolata
Lineage: Eukaryota; Pelagophyceae; Pelagomonadales; Pelagomonadaceae
Source: the annotation of a GenBank genome assembly
CUCUCACACAGCCGCACACGCGCGCUGCAAGCACCGUUAUAAGCAGAUAGCGGCGUCAAUCGGAAGCACCAAAGGUUGCCCCUGAGCUGCAAGCGAUAAGCGAUAGCUACGCGCCGUCUAGUUACCCUGCGCAGUGCUGCCAGGCUGAGGCCCGAGAGCUCGAGCCGGCCCGAGAGCUCGUAAUCUCCCUAAAAGAAGUAGGACUAUACGUGCGGGAUAGGCAGCAACCGUCUCGACGCUGCGCAACACGCUGCCGCAACCAACAACCUGUUAACCGACCGCCCAGCGCGCACCACUGCCGGCUGCAGCCGCUAAGCCAUGGCCGACGACAGCUUCACCCUCCACCUUACGGCCUCGGCCCCCGCGGGCACAAAGCCCACAAAAGCCAAACCAAGGACCACGAAGAAGGAACGCCGCAAGGUCGCCGCGAAGCGCCACGCCGCCAAAGCGAGGCCGCAGCUCAAGAUCAAGCAGGGCGUCGUGGUCGCGAGGCCCGCGCCGCCGCCGCCACCGGAGGCCGCGCCGCCGCAGCCACGUCGAGCGCCGCCCGCACGACCCCAAACGACGUUCGGCACGCGCCGCGAGAGCGCGCGGGUGCCGGCCGCGCAGUACGGCGCGUUCCACUUGAGCGCCGACGAACUGGCGCGGCCGCGCCCGGCGGCGGUCCGGCCCGUCGCCGUCCAAACGACGGAUGACGGCGAGGGCUUCGCCGCCCUCGGCGUCGGCGCGGCGCUCGAGGAGGUUUGCGGCGAGGAGCGGCCGCGCGGUUUGGGGUUGAAACGCCCGACGCAAGUCCAGAAGCUGGCCUGCGCCGUGUUGCUGGAGCGGAGGGACGCGCUGGUCGUCGCGCCGACGGGAAGCGGGAAGACGCUGGCCUACGCGCUCCCGGUCGUCGCCGACCUGAUGCGCCUGGACCCCGAGGUGUCCCGGGGCGACGGGACCGUGGCCCUGGUCGUGGCGCCGACGCGCGAGCUCGGCGUGCAGAUCUCGGAGGUGUUCGACGCGCUGACGCGGCGCGUGGCCGCCGGGAGGCUCGUCGCGGGCGCGAUCACGGGCGGGGAGAAGAGGAAGGCGGAGAAGGCGAGGCUCCGGAAGGGCGUGCCCGUCCUCGUGGCCACGCCCGGGAGACUGCUGGACCACCUGCGGUCGACGGCGUGUCUGACUUACAGAAGGUUAGCCUGGGUCGUGCUGGACGAGGUCGAUCGACUCUUGGAUCUGGGCUUCGGGCCGCAGGUCGGCGACAUCAUGAAGAAGCUCACGAACGGCGCGGCGCGGCGGCCGUCCAAGGUCCUCGUGACGGCGACCGUGACCGCCCAGCUCAAGGAUCUAGCCCAGACGCACCUCCACGCGGGCUUCGCGACGGUCGAAGCCGCGAAGGACGAGGACGCGCAGGAGAGUCGCAUCGCGACGCCGGCCACGCUGUCGCAGGCGCACGCGAUCGUGACGCUGAAGCUGCGGCCGGCGGCGCUCUGCGCCAUGCUGCGCGAGUCGCGGCAGAAGACGCUGAUCUUCGUCGCGACCUGCGCGUCGUGCCAGUUCCACGCGCAGGCCUUCGCGCGCGACGAGAUGCGGGCGCGGUGGGGCGGUCUCCGACGGAGGGUCGGCGCGCUGCACGGGCGCCUCGACAAGGAAUCGAGGCGAGGCGCCUACGACGAGUUCUGCCGGCACGGCGCCGCCGUGCUCUUCGCCACGGACGUCGCGGCGCGCGGCCUCGACUUCGCGGCGGCGCAAGUCGACCGGGUCAUCCACCUGGACGCGCCGCGCGACGCCGCGAGCUACGUGCACCGCAGCGGGCGCGCGGCGCGCGCGGGCCGCGACGGGUCGUCCGUACUACUACUCCUGCCCUCCGAGCGGCCGCUGCUCGACGCGCUGCGGCUGCGCCUCCGCGCGGGCGACCCCACGCGCGCCGCCGUCGCCUCGUCGUCCUUCGGCGAGAGCGACGCGCGCGCGACGACCAAGACCCUCGAACAAGUCGUGGACGACGACGACGACCUGAAAACCUUGGCGAGGGACGCGUUCGCGGCGCAGCUCCGGGCCUACGCGGGCGGGACGCGGGACGUCGCCGACGCGGCGGAGCGCGAGCUGCUGACGCAGGCGUUUCAUGUCAGAAAGCUGCACCUGGGCCAUUGCGCGCGCGCCUUCGGCCUGAAGGAAACGCCCGCCGAGAUCUCGCGCCAGCAGAAGAAGGCCCGCGAGUCCUCGGGGAAGCGGUCGCGCGCCGAGGAGGUCAAACGCGGCUCGAAGGCGACGCGCCAGAAGAAGCGGCAGGCCCUCGGCGUGGCGGGGCGCAGGACGCAGGCGCGGUCCGUCGGGUCGACGGCGCGGCACCUGCGGGCCGCGGCGGUGAGCGAGUUCGGGGCAUAACUAUGUGUGUGUUCA